CCAUUCGCACAUUCCUCAUCGUUCGGUUUCUUCUACAUUCGCACGGGAGAAAUAGAGACGUGAUGGGGAAGACGAGAAGCAGUCGUGUCUUCGUCGGAGUUGGAACUGCGAUGGCAUUGAUGGCAGCGAUGGCGGUUUCGGUCUCAGGGCACGAUUAUGGAGAUGCAUUGAGGAAGAGCAUUCUCUUCUUCGAAGGGCAGAGAUCGGGCAAGCUGCCUCCAUCACAGAGAAUGACUUGGAGGAAGGAUUCUGGUCUUCGCGAUGGAGCCCAAAUCGGCGUCGAUUUGGUGGGCGGUUACUACGACGCGGGCGACAACGUCAAGUUCAACUUCCCCAUGGCAUUUUCCACCACAAUGCUCGCUUGGAGCGUAGUUGAGUUCAGGGGGCCAAUGGGCCCGGAUCUCCCACACGCGCUCGACGCGAUCCGCUGGGCCACCGACUACUUCCUCAAGGCCACGAGCGUGCCCGGGAUCGUGUUUGCACAGGUUGGAGAACCUUAUGGCGACCACAACUGCUGGGAGAGGCCUGAGGACAUGGACACCCCUCGAACCCCUUAUGCCGUGAGUGCACAGUUCCCUGGCUCAGAAGUUUCGGCUGAGAUUGCCGCCGCUUUGGCCGCUGCUUCUUUGGCUUUUAAACACGACGAUCGUCCCUAUUCAAGGCAGCUUCUAAACCGUGCUAAAACGGUGUUUGAGUUUGCGGAUAAGUACAAGGGGUCGUACAACGACCAUCUCGGACCAUCGGUGUGCCCAUUUUACUGUGAUUUCAGCGGUUACGUGGACGAGUUGCUUUGGGCAGCAUCAUGGUUAUACAAGGCGACCAAGGCACCUAAAUACUGGAACUAUGUCGUGGAUAACAGACAUUAUCUGAACUACUAUAACUUGAAAACCUUCUACUCCGUUCCUUUUGUAGGCGGUAGCUUUGCCGAGUUCGGGUGGGACACAAAGCAUGCCGGUAUCAAUGUCCUAUCUUCCAAGGUUGUCUUGAAGAAUAACAACUACACCGAUAACUUCGUGGUCAAUUCCGACAAGUUUGUAUGCUCUGUUUUGCCUGAAUCGCCGACCAAAUACGUCAGCUACUCCCCUGGGGGACUCCUAGUCAAACCAGGAGGGAGCAACUUGCAGCACGCCACGGCUCUGUCCUUUCUUCUCGUCGUCUAUGCUCGCUACCUGAACAGCACCAAUCAGGUCAUUCAAUGCGGCGAUGUAAAGGCCACUCCGGACAGGCUCAUUCAAUUAGCUAGAGGCCAGGUGGACUAUAUAUUAGGAAGCAACCCGAAGAACAUGUCGUACAUGGUGGGAUAUGGCGGGAAAUUCCCUCAGAAGAUCCAUCACAGAGGCUCUUCCUUGCCGUCCCUAGAUCAACACCCGCAACGUAUCGGUUGCAAGGAUGGGGCGCCAUACUUCGCGAGCAGCGGCCCGAAUCCAAACCAGCUGACCGGGGCCGUUGUUGGAGGGCCCAACAUCCAGGAUUGGUACGACGAUUCUAGAGUCGACAUUGCACACUCGGAGCCGACAACAUAUAUCAAUGCUCCUCUCGUUGGUGUCCUGGCUUUCUUCAAUAAAUAACAAUAGGGCCAUAAAACGGGAAGAUGCAAAAGGAACUCAUCAACCGUCUCCCCUGAAGUGCAGAUCCCUGUAUCUUCGCCUUUUCGUUUUUCCGAACCAACAGGAUUACAUGCAUCGUACAUAGGUGGAGACUGGUUGCGUGGACGACCGCAACAUGUGAAAUCAAAGGAGAAAAAUAAGUUGUUAGACCAACUCAAUGAUAGAUGCUUAUCUUUCGAAUUCAUUGGAUUUUGACAUAUAAAUUAUGUCCUUUUAUUGUGUUAGCAGAUAUGUACUAUGAAAUGCACGAUGCGAUGUAAUUCAUAAAAUUGUGAAUGCGUGAAUAAAACGUAAACCGAGACUUGAAA
This is a messenger RNA of Eucalyptus grandis, 1915 nucleotides long. RefSeq names its product endoglucanase 4. Gene Ontology annotation, molecular function: hydrolase activity, hydrolyzing O-glycosyl compounds. The transcript has 7 exons. NCBI's taxonomy places the organism in Eukaryota, Viridiplantae, Streptophyta, Magnoliopsida, Myrtales, Myrtaceae. The record is from RefSeq and is a predicted model, not a curated record. The coding region runs from base 63 to 1568 and encodes 501 amino acids. Gene Ontology annotation, biological process: carbohydrate metabolic process.